Pseudovirgaria hyperparasitica is the source of this 1868-nucleotide messenger RNA. RefSeq lists its product as uncharacterized. The coding region runs from base 126 to 1583 and encodes 485 amino acids. The transcript has 2 exons. Lineage: Eukaryota; Fungi; Ascomycota; Dothideomycetes; Acrospermales; Acrospermaceae. The record is from RefSeq and is a predicted model, not a curated record.
GGGACCACAUUCAUUUUUUCAAAUUCUGUCAGCAAUAAAGCUGCUGUAAUCAGAUGCCCUUUGUAGUUCAAGCUUAACAUACCAAUCCUAACGACUUUGCGUUUCUUUCUCAUCACAAAUUCACAAUGCCUUCGCUAUUUCUGCCUGACGAGGUGCUCAUGCAAAUCCUCGUCGAAUCCGUGAGAAUACGAACCAUCAAGCGUGCGUUGAGAUUACGGCUUGUGUCACGAAGAUUCUCUCGCAUGACUUGCGAGGCUAUAUUUGAGUCAGGCCUGAUUGAGAUGGGUGGCCUCCAGGGCCCUAGCUACUACACAGGCACACGGUACACACGUAUACAUUACUCUUACACAUCCACAGACUUCCUUCAGCGGUACCUAGUCUACAAGUGCACAAGACUUCAUGACAAAUCUCCUCAAUUCUUCUGGGCAAUCCGCCAGGUUGUUGAGUAUAUCUGGAGAUACCGACACCCAGACUCACCAUUAGACCGGCAAAAUAUGGAACUCUUGCUCUCUCGAAUUGCUUUUUUGUCUGUUCGGGGUCGUCAUUUCGAUCGGCACUUGAGAUGCCUUGUGGAAGAUGAGGAGCCGAGGGGCCCUAUUCAGGACCCAAGCAAAGACAUGAAUUACAUGCUUCUGAGUGCUGCUGCGUACAUAGGCGAUCCCGAGUUAGUCGAAAAGCUGCUCACCGAAGACGAGAAACGUCCUCGGUUAGAAAGGCUGUGUUAUUCUAGCUCGGUUGAUAACUGCUUCGAUUUCCUCACUCCCUACCAGGCAGCAGCUCACGCAGGCCAUGUCAACAUCAUAAAAGCACUUGAGCCGAGAGUACGUGUAGGACGCAAAUCAUUCUCCAUAGCCAGGUAUGCUGCUGAGGCCGGGCACGCCCAUAUCAUAGAUCUCGCCUUCCCACCCAAUGUUCCUCUUACAGGACCUUCCAGAAUCGAUACGUCCCAAGUUCUCCACGCCGCUUGUAAAGCACUCUCAAAUCUCAGUUCUGAGAGGUUGUUCAUCAUAUAUCAUCAAAAAUGGACACGACUCCUGGCACGUCUCCGGUCUGGAGCGCAUCGCAUCAACAACUCUUGGGCAUACGACGAGCUUGAGUUUAGAGCCUCCGCAGGCUCUUUAGGUAUUCUAAGAUACCUGUUAACGUUUGGCAUCCAGUGCAACCCCUCAGAGCACUCAUCUAAGACAAUGUCCCUAGAUUGGUGCCUCGUUAGAGAAUACUCAGGGAUUUUGGAUCAUACACAUCUCUCAAGACUCGCCGUGCUAGCAGCUCAAUCCGGCCAUAUCAACGUCGUGAGUCUCUUGCUAGACCUAGGUGCAGAUGCAAACAAGGCGAUCCCUGCCGCAUGCGGGUCAGGUUCUAUAUCACUGGUGGGAUUUCUUAUCGAUUCCUUUGACAAACCUCCCUGUAGAGAGUCUAUGCAAGAAGGAUUUCUGAGUGCAGUCGCAUGUGAAGAUCACGCUAUGAUCCACUACUUACUUGAUCGUGGGCUGGAGCUUGACCAUAAAUCAAGAACUCUUGCUCUGGAUAUAGCCAAGAAAGAAGGCUUGGAAUCAAUGGUUCAUUUAAUUGAACAAAUAUAAGCACUUAACGGCAGAUCAGGGGUACACAAUUCAAUUAUUUUCCUACAGUGGUCCUCAUCAUACUGGAAUAUAUUUACACUGAGGCUACAAAGCUUACAGUAUCUCAUCGCUAUCUCUAGUGGCCGAUCCAUAGUCUCCUUGAUUGGGCAUCCUCACGAUCGUAUGCGUAUGGAACUUCUGCGGCUCCUCGUUGUUCAGAAAUACUCCGCUAUGGUGGUCGAACUCGAAAAUAACGACUGGACUUUGUAACCUAAAAUAAUACGCGUCCUCGUCUCCAUAUCCACC